AUGAAGGUAUUUCUUGUGAUGCUUUUGGUACACAGAGUAGUUACUCCGAGCUGCCCUGCAAGUGAUGUUUUCCUUGUGCCACAUGAAUGGUACCAGCCUGGUGACUUCAUCGUUGGUGGGAUGGAAUCUCAAAUGGGCUACCACAUUUUUGAAAUUAAAUUUAGUGAAAAUCCUUCUAUAAAACCUUACGACAUACCAAUUAUAUUCACCAAAUUUCAUCAACAUGGCCUUGCCUUGGCCUUUGCUGUGAAGGAGAUCAACGAGGACACCCAGAUCUUACCUAAUGUCACUCUUGGGUUCCACAUCUAUGACAGUUACAACAAUCCAAGGAUGACCUAUCGCACCACUCUGGACCUACUUUUUAAAUCCCAGGAAUUUGUCCCUAACUACAAAUGUGAUAGCAAGAAGAAUCUCAUGGCUAUCAUUGGGGGACUGGAUUUUGUCACAUCAUCUCGUAUUGCUGAAAUUACAGGAUUCUUCAAAAUUCCACAACUGACAUACGGCUCAUUAGCCCAAGGGGAAUUUGAGAUCAGUAAACUCUCUUCACUUUAUUUCAUGGUUCCCAGAGAGGACCAUCAGUACAUUGGGAUUAUCCAACUGCUUCUCCAUUUCAAGUGGACAUGGAUUGGGAUAUUUACUGUUGAGAACAACGAUGGAGAAAAUUUCUUACAGAAAAUGCAGCCCUUACUUUCAGAGAACGGAAUCUGCUCAGCGUUCAUAGAAAGGCUUUCACAACUAAUCCACAUUGAAGACUUUCCAGAAAUAUAUCAAAGAAUCUCUAGUAUUACCAUGACUUGGAUAAAUAGCAAAGCCAAUGCAUUUCUUGUCUAUGGAGAAUCACUGCCAAUUAUAUGGCUAAGAUUUGUCACAUUUAUGACAGAUCCUGAAAGCAAGGAAAUUGCACUAUUUAGAAGGGUGUGGAUCACGACUGCACAGAUUGAUUUCGUAUUAUCAGGAUUUCAAAUCAGUUGGGAUCUCCACAUGUUCCAUGGGGCUAUUUCCUUCACUGUUCAUUCAAAAGCAGUUGCAGGUUUCAAGGAGUUUCUUCGGUCUGUAAAUCCUCUUUCAGACAGCAGAGAUGGAUUUCUGCAGGACAUUUGGGAACAAUCGUUUGAUUGUUCAUUUCCAAAAUCAGAAUUACAAGAAAUGCAUAGUAAGAAAUGCACUGGGGAGAUGAAGCUGGAGGAUCUUCCUGCACCUGUAUUUGAAAUGGAAAUGACUGGCCAAAGCUACAGUAUCUACAAUGCUGUUUACGCUGUGGCUCAUGCUUUGCAAGCUCUACACAUGUUGGGUUUCAAUAAGAAGAAAACUAUGAUGGGUAAAAAAACUGAUCUUCUACACCUCCAGGCUUGGCAGGUUCUUCCACUUUCUCGAUGUAAUGAUCCUUGUUUCCCUGGAUCCCGGAAGAAGGGGAUUGAAGGGGAUCAAUUCUGUUGCUAUGACUGUGUUCCAUGUCCAGAAGGGAAGAUUUCAGAUCAAAAUGAUAUGGAUGACUGUUUUCAAUGUUCAAAAGAUCAUUAUUCAAAUAAAGAAAAGAAUGGAUGUAUCCUGAAACCAUUGGUGUUUCUAACCUUUGAAGAAUCUUUAGGAAUUGGCUUAGCUUCAGCAGCUCUUGGUUUCUUCUCACUGACAUCUUGGGUACUUGGAACAUUUAUUAAGCACAGGGAUACUCCCAUUGUCAAAGCCAACAAUCGGUCCCUCACCUACACCCUCCUUGUCUCUCUUCAGCUCUGUUUUCUCUCCUUUUUGCUCUUCCUCAGCCAACCUGGCAAAAUGACCUGCAUACUCCGGCAACCAAUGUUUGGCAUCACUUUCUCAGUAGCCAUUUCUAGUGUACUGGCCAAAACCAUCAUUGUGGUUGUGGCUUUCAUGGCCACUAAACCAGGUUCUCAGAUGAGAAAAUGGGUAGGGAGAAGAUUGGCCUUUUCUAUUGUCCUCUCUUGCUCUCUCUUCCAAGUAUGUAUUUGUAUUCUUUGGUUGUCAACAUCACCUCCAUUCCCUGAGUUGGACAUGCAGUCAGAGCCCCAAAAACUGAUUUUGCAAUGUAAUGAGGGGUCAGCUUCCUUCUUCUAUUGUGUCUUGGGCUACAUGGGUAUCUUGGCUAUUGCUAGCUUUAUUGUGGCUUUUCUUGCCCGUAAAUUACCUGACAGCUUUAAUGAAGCCAAGUUCAUCACCUUCAGCAUGUUGGCCUUUUGCAGUGUGUGGAUCUCCUUCUUUCCAGCCUAUCUGAGCACAAAAGGCAAAGCCAUGGUAGCUGUGGAGGUCUUCUCCAUUUUAUCCUCCAGUGCUGCAUUACUGGGAUGCAUAUUCCUCCCAAAAUGCUACAUCAUUGUUUUGCGACCUGACCUAAACCACAGGGAGCAACUCACAAAGAGGAAUUAG
Messenger RNA from Ahaetulla prasina, 2382 nucleotides. RefSeq names its product vomeronasal type-2 receptor 26-like. The transcript is spliced from 5 exons. Lineage: Eukaryota; Metazoa; Chordata; Lepidosauria; Squamata; Colubridae. Gene Ontology annotation, cellular component: membrane. Gene Ontology annotation, molecular function: G protein-coupled receptor activity. The record is from RefSeq and is a predicted model, not a curated record. Gene Ontology annotation, biological process: G protein-coupled receptor signaling pathway. The coding region runs from base 1 to 2382 and encodes 793 amino acids.